Ornithorhynchus anatinus (platypus) is the source of this 6633-nucleotide messenger RNA. RefSeq names its product PATJ crumbs cell polarity complex component (gene PATJ). Gene Ontology annotation, molecular function: protein binding. Bases 144 to 5864 code for a protein of 1906 amino acids. NCBI's taxonomy places the organism in Eukaryota, Metazoa, Chordata, Mammalia, Monotremata, Ornithorhynchidae. The record is from RefSeq and is a predicted model, not a curated record. The transcript is spliced from 45 exons.
CGGGGCCGGGCGUGUCCAGGUGUGUGGCGUCCUCCUCCGGCGGCGCACUUCCGCCCAGGUGAGGGGGGACGGGGGAGACGCCCCCGGCUCCCGACGCAGUCGCUUACGUAGGAGGAAGAGGAUUUGACGCGCACAGAUCGAAGAUGCCAGAAAAUCCGGCCGCAGAUAAGCUGCAGAUUCUGCAGGUUCUCGAUCGCCUGCAGGCGAAGCUGCAGGAACGGGGGGACGUGUCCCAGGAGGAGAAACUGAGCCUUUUCGGCGACGCUCUGCGCAGCCCGCUCUUCGACCAGAUACUCACGCUUCAGCGGUCCAUCCGCCAGCUGAAGGAGCAGCUCGGCUGUCGACCCCCCGGCGGCUUGGCGGACUUCGAUUUCUCCAGGAAGGGUCUGUUGGUGUUCACCGACCGGUCCGUGGCUAACGGGAACGCCCCCCUGCCCCGUAGUGACCAGCCCGGAGCGGGAUCGUCCCCUUGGACGCCCGAGGUCGGAAACGAGGAGUUCCACGCCGCCGUCCGGCGGAUGGCCCAGGGAAGGCGAGUCGAAUACAUCGAGAUCGAAAAGCCCUCCUCCGGAGGCCUCGGCUUCAGCGUGGUCGCCCUCCGGGGUCAAAACGGAGGCGAGGUCGAUAUCUUCGUGAAGGAAGUCCAGCCGGGAAGCGUAGCGGACAGGGAUCGAAGGUUAAGGGAGAACGAUCGCCUCUUGGCCAUCAAUCACACCCCUCUGGACCGGACGGUUUCGCAUCAGCAGGCCAUCGCCUUGUUGCAGCAGUGCACGGGAUCGCUGCACCUGGUCGUGGCCAGGGAGCUGCCGCGGCCCAGAAGCGCAGCUCCCGCGAGCCUCCCCGAACCCAGGGCCCCGGAAACGAUCUGCUGGGGCCACGUCGAAGAGGUCGAGCUCGUCAAUGAUGGGUCGGGACUGGGCUUCGGAAUCGUCGGAGGAAAAUCGAGCGGAGUCGUCGUCCGGACUAUCGUUCCCGGGGGAUUGGCGGACAGGGAUGGGAAGCUCCGGACGGGGGACCACAUCCUAAAAAUCGGAGACACCGACGUGCAAGGGAUGACCAGCGAGCAGGUGGCCCAAGUGCUGAGGAACUGUGGGAACUCGGUGAAGAUGGUGGUGGCCCGAGACCCGCUGGGUGAGAUCUCGGUGACUCCUCCCACCCCCGUCUCCGGGCCCGUCGUCGCCUUGCCCGCUGCUCAGACCGGGACCCUCGCCUCCGACAGUUCUCUGUUUGAUACUUACGACGUCCAGCUUAUCAAAAAAGAUGGCCAGAGUCUAGGAAUUACAAUCGUUGGAUAUGUUGGAAGAGCUAAUACGGUGGACUCUUCGGGGAUCUUUGUGAAGAACGUCAUCCCGGGCAGCGCCGCCGACCAGAGCGGCCGGAUUCAAGUUCACGACCGAAUCGUCGCCGUGGACGGGCUGGACAUCCAGGGCUACACCAACCGGGACGUGGUGGAGGUCCUGCUCCGGACGGGCCGGGCGGUCAACCUCACUCUCGUGCGCCGCAAGGAGCCGCCGCCGUCUCUUUUCCACUUCCCUCCCGAAGCGGCUCCGGAUGAAGUAGCGCCGCCCGACCCACCGGCUCCGUUCCUGACCGGAGCCGCGGAGACCGAGACCAGCCUGGCCGGUGACGUUGCGGGAAGCGAAGGGCCGGCCGGCGGUCUGGGAGGCGAAAACGAGCCGCCCCUUCGGGAAAUCGGUCAGCGCGUCCGUCGGCAAAGGAGCUCGGACUCUCCGGAAAACCAGUUGAAAUCCAAGUGGGAGAAGCUGCUGGGACCCGAUUAUGAAGUAAUGGUUGCCACUUUGGAGGCCCGGAUCGCCGACGACGCUGAGCUGGCAGAAGUAUUCAAAGCUCCUGCCCAUUCACACGCUGAGGCUGGGAGUGGAGCUGGAUUCCUUCGACGGGCAUCAUUACAUCUCAUCCCUCGCUUCCACGGGGCCGGGCAAGCCCCGCUCAACCUCCUACGCCCGGAAGACGAGCUCCUGGAGGUAAACGGAGUGCAGCUCUACGGAAGAUCGCGUCGAGAAGCGGUUUCCUUUCUGAAAGAGGUGCCCCCGCCCUUCACUCUGGUCUGCUGUCGGCGCCUUUUCGACGACGAAGCCUUUGCGGACGAGCCAAGUACCGGCGAGGUUUCGGAUCCGGAGCCAAAGCAGGACCCCAGGGUCGAGGAUCACGUCGAAGAUGAUGAAGAUGGAGAGUUGGCCCUCUGGUCGCCCGAAGUGAAGGUCAUCGAACUCGUCAAAGAUCCCAAGGGCUUAGGAUUCAGCAUUUUGGACUAUCAGGACCCGUUGGAUCCGACCCGGACGGUCAUCGUCAUCCGCUCGCUGGUGGCCAACGGGGUAGCGGAACGCGGCGGCCAGCUCUUGCCGGGAGACCGCCUGGUCUUCGUCAACGACGAGAGCCUGGACGGGGCCACCCUGGCCGAAGCCGUGGACGUGUUGAAAGCUGCGGCUCCGGGCGUCGUUCGCCUUGGCAUCUGCAAGCCUCUGGUGGGAGAAGAUCAAGAGGAAGAUAAUUCCUACGGGAUUCCUUCCCACAGCAUCGACGAAAAGUCCCGAUUCUCGGGACCCGUCGGAAACAUCAGUUCGUCCGUAAUCCUCGAGGCCCCGAAGGGGUUUCGGGACGAUUCGUUCCUUACGGAAGAACCGGCGGACGAGCCGUUCCUGGCUUUGGGGAGCUCGUUCCGGAUGCGGCGGUUUGGGAGAGAUCCCGCUGAGGAGGCCUGGGAGAUGCACGGAUUUCUCAAGCCCUCGUUUCAGGACGUCGGCGGGGAGAGGGAAAUGCUGGUGGACGAGGAGUAUGACGUCCCCCGGCGCUUCCUCCCGGGUGUCGACUCCUACGCCUCGUCCCGGCCCGAGGACACCUCUCCCCACCCCCGGGGGGAGGAAUUCCACUUUGCCUCGCGGCGGUCGACCCGGCCCGGAUCAGCUCAGCUGGAAGAAACCAGUUCCGUGCUGAGCGUGCACACGGACGGGGAAGACGGCGGCCCAGAUUCACCGCCGCGAACGACUCCGGCCGGAGGCGGCGGACUACAGAGCCGGUUUGACGAUUUGGAGGAGCCCAGCUCGGCCACGGAUGUCCACCUGGAUUUAGGGGUUCAGAGCGCCGCGGAGGAAACCGGACGGUUUGUGGAUCCCGACCAAGUGGGCGAGAGGACGGAGCGGGGGGACUCGGCCGCCUUCCCCCCUUCCAGGAACCGGGGGGCUACGAGAUGGACGGCUUCGGGCCGGGCCGGAACACUGUGGUCGAGUGAGUUGCCUGAGAGAGAAGAAGGAGAAGGAGAAGAGACGCCGAACUUCAGUCACUGGGGGCCACCACGAAUCGUUGAGAUCCCGAGAGAACCAAACGUGUCUCUGGGCAUAAGCAUCGUCGGCGGGCAGACCGUGAUCAAACGUCUGAAAAACGGAGAAGAACUGAAGGGGAUUUUCAUCAAACAAGUCCUCGAAGAGAGUCCGGCGGGGAAAACCAAAGCCCUUAAAACCGGGGAUAAAAUCCUUGAGGUAUCCGGGGUGGAUCUGCAGAACGCGACCCACAGAGAAGCGGUGGAAGCCAUCCAGAAUGCCGGGAACCCUGUGGUCUUUGUCGUCCAGAGCUUAUCCUCUACGCCGAGAGUGGUUGCGGGAGUACAAUCCAAGACCGGCAGGCCCGCUAAAAUCACGGAUGCGGGAAUGGAAGCGGAUCCAAAGGAACAGCCGAGAAAAGGAGGGGCUCCACCUCCGAUGAGACUGCCGCCGCCCUAUAAAGCUCCUGCCGGGCAGGAAAGCGAGGAAGAUGACGAGGAGGCCGAUCCCGAGUUUACCGAAAAGAAGAUCAGGCAGAGAUAUGCCGACCUGCCGGGGGAGCUGCGCAUCAUCGAGCUGGAGAAGGACAAGAACGGGCUCGGCCUCAGCCUGGCCGGCAACAGGGACCGGUCCCUCAUGAGCAUCUUCGUGGUGGCCAUCAAUCCCGACGGCCCCGCCGGGAGAGACGGGAGGAUGCUCGUUGGAGACCAGCUCCUGGAGAUAAAUAACCAGAUACUCUACGGCCGGAGCCACCAAAAUGCAUCCGCCAUAAUUAAGACCGCCCCUUCCAAAGUCAAGCUGGUCUUCGUUCGACACGAAGGGGCCGUCAACCAGAUGGCCGUGACUCCUUUCCCGCUGCCUUCCAGUUCCCGGUCUUCCAUAGAGGAUCAGAGUGGCCCCGAACCACUGAGCAGCAGCGGCGAAGAUGACCCCAAUCCCGACUUUCCCGUGCCAGCCUUUUCCGAAAGCGAACGGCCCGAACCUGAAGCCACGUACCCGGGGCCCGGUGAGAUGGGCGAGGCAGAGGGACAGACUGAGGCGGGCCACCGUUCAGACAACGUCGCCGGCCAGCUCAAGCAGGCGAGAUAUUCUUCCCAGACGGUGGCCGGUUCCCAAGAGAUCUCCCUGGCACCGUCUCCUUCCUACCGUUCUGCAGAGGCCGAGUUCACCGGCUACGGGAGCGCAGCCGCGCCUUUAUCGGUGGAUCCGGCGACGUGUCCCAUCGUGCCCGGCCAGGAGAUGAUCAUCGAGAUCUCCAAGGGACGAUCCGGCCUCGGGCUCAGCAUCGUAGGAGGGAGAGACACUCCGCUGGAUGCCAUCGUCAUUCACGAAGUCUACGAAGAGGGAGCGGCGGCUAGAGAUGGAAGACUUUGGGCCGGAGACCAGAUUCUUGAGGUUAACGGUAUCGAUCUGCGGAACGCCAGCCAUGAAGACGCCAUCACGGCGCUGAGGCAGACCCCUCAAAAAGUGCGGCUGGUGGUCUACAGAGACGAAGCCCAUUACAAAGAUGAAGAGAAUUUGGACAUUUUCCCUGUGGACCUUCAGAAGAAAGCGGGUCGAGGAUUAGGCCUCAGCAUCGUUGGAAAGCGGAACGGAAAUGGAGUGUUCAUCUCGGACAUUGUCAAAGGAGGGGCCGCGGACCUCGACGGAAGAUUAAUUCAAGGCGACCAGAUCCUGUCGGUGAACGGAGAGGACGUGAGAGGUGCCUCGCAGGAAAUGGUAGCCACCGUCCUCAAGUGUGCCCAGGGCCUGGUCCAGCUGGAAAUCGGGAGGCUCAGGGCCGGCUCGUGGCUGGCUUCCAGGAAGACGUCUCAGGGCAGCCAGACGAGUCAGCACAGCUCCCACGGGAGCUUCCAUCCUUCCCUCACACCGGUCAUCACCAGCCUGCAAAAUCUCGUCGGUACCAAGAGGUCCUCGGGAGAUUCCGCUCAGAGGAAUUCAGGCGCGGAUAUGGGCCCGAGGACCGUGGAGAUAACGAGGGGCCCAAAUGACGCUCUGGGCAUCAGCAUUGCCGGGGGAAGAGGGAGCCCUCUAGGAGACAUCCCCAUCUUUAUCGCUAUGAUCCAGGUCAGCGGAGUGGCCGCCCGCACACACAAACUCAAAGUCGGGGAUCGGAUCGUCAGCAUCAACGGGCAACUCGUGGACGGACUGUCUCACGCCGAUGUGGUUCACCUCUUAAAGAACGCCUAUGGAAACAUCGUCCUGCAGGUCGUGGCAGACACCAACAUCAGCGCCAUAGCCACCCAGUUAGAGAGCAUGUCUGGGGGCUGCCACCUAACGCCCCCCACCACUGAACGGCGCCCGGAAGAGCCCGGAACCCCUCAACCUAAGAUUAUUGCUAUGGAGAAAGGCUCUGAUGGACUGGGUUUUAGUAUUGUAGGGGGAUACGGAAGUCCCCACGGAGACCUGCCCAUAUAUGUCAAGACUAUAUUUGCAAAGGGAGCGGCGGCAGACGGCGGGAGACUGAAGCGGGGAGACCAGAUCCUCGCCGUCAACGGGGAAGCCCUGGAGGGGGUCACCCACGAGCAGGCGGUGGCCAUCCUGAAGCGCCAGAGAGGAACCGUAACCUUAACCGUGUUGUCCUGAGCCCCCCCACCCCGCCCCCGGAGAGCCACGGCCGGUCUAGAGUGAGAUGAAAAGCCACCUCCGACGCAGGCUGGGCCCGACUGCUCUCCUCCCCUUUUCGAGGAGAAGGGAUCUGGGAUUUCGCCUCCCGAUGGGAACGAAUUUCCAGAAUCGAAUUUCCUCUCUCGGGCCCUGACUCCCCGCCUCCCCCGAAAAUUCAAAUCCCUCUUGGUUCCACCUUUUAGCUUCGGGAUUUGCCGACACCCCCCAGCCCCCCGCCUCGCCCCUCGCCGCAGACGGGGUCCUGCGGAGCUGCCGAUCCCCAAACGGAGACCCCUCCUCCCUUUCCCCGCGUGCCGAAAAUUAACAGCGUCAGAGCUCCUCUGAUGAGCAGUAGCAAAUGCUAAGUGACUUGUCAUCUCGCUCAUGAUUUACUUAUGCUAAUUGUCCCUUCAAGUAUGCCAGAAAACAUUCAAUUACCAGUGUUCCAAGUGAUGAAAUAGCCAAUUCUCCUGGGGGAAAUUAUCCGGGCUCUACCCAGCCUUCGAGUCCAAUCGCGACUUCUCCGAUUCAUCUGUCCGGAUCGGUCCUUGCGAGGUAGUUGCCGACAGCGAUGAGGAAUCAACUUGUAGACUUUUAGGACGAAACGGGGCCCGUCCCCUUUCCCAGCCGCUUAGAAGUCUUCCCAACCCCAUUGCUCUAUGAGGAAAGGAUGAAUCAGAUAAUAAUAAUAAUAAUGAUGGUAUUUGUUAAGCGCUUACUAUGUGCCGAGCACUGUUCUAAGCGCCGG